CUGUGCCAUCAUCUGAAUUUGAAAAUGGAGUCACAAAUUGGGGUUGUUUUCGAGGAUUUUUUCCCAGCCAUGGUGGAGAAACUAGGAGCUGAAGGGUUCAUGAAGGAGCUGUGUAAUGGGUUCCGGUUGUUGAUGGACAGGGAGAAGGAAGUGAUCACUUUUGAGAGCUUGAAGAGGAGCUCGGCAUUGCUUGGGUUGCAAGAUCUGAGCGAUGAGGAAGUUGUUUGCAUGUUGAGGGAAGGUGACUUGAAUGGAGAUGGAACUUUGGAUGAAAUGGAGUUUUGCACUCUCAUGUUUAGGCUAAGCCCUGGAUUGAUGAAGAGUUCCAGGAAUUUGUUAAUUGAGUCUAUUUUUAAUGAGAUGUAAGUUCUCUUUUAUUUUUAUUGCAAAUCUCAAGGAUCAAUAAAAAAAAAAAAAUUUUGUGAUUGU
Molecule: messenger RNA, 429 nt
Organism: Rubroshorea leprosula
Lineage: Eukaryota; Viridiplantae; Streptophyta; Magnoliopsida; Malvales; Dipterocarpaceae
Source: the annotation of a GenBank genome assembly